AUGGCUGCCAACAGCAACAGCGCCAGCGCCGGCACCAGCGCGCCCCCCUUGCGACGCCGCGAGUCCUUGUCCGAGAUUCGAGCUGCCAACCCCGAGCUGGCUCUUAGCGGCAACAUCAUCUCGGCCACCUUCAACACACCGCAUUCUUUCGUCUAUCGAAAAGGCGGCGAUUGGGACUUGAAAGCUCGCCGCGGUCAGUCUGCGCUUCUCGACUCAUUCGCUUACCUUUCGUCCGACGCUACUCCAUGGAAUCACACCGUUGUCGCCUGGACGGGAGAGAUCGACGCUCCCACCGAUGACGUCGUUUCUUCACCUGGUACGCCCGCGCCAAACACACUAGGCGCCGCUUCUCUCAAUGCCCUCUCCGCGCCGGUCCCCGUCGAUGCCACCACUCGCCUGCCGACUCCGCCUCCAAUUGACGGUCUCUGGAUUCCCCGCGAGGAUCAGGAGCGUCUCGAGUACCGUCUGUCCCACAACAAGACAAUCCGCACUUAUCCCGUCUGGUUGUGUGACGAGUCCGAGUCUUCGUCUGAUGGCAUCCUCCUCAAGGAUCAGGCUCGCUGGCGCCGUUAUGCCGAGCAAGAUCUCUACACACUCCUCCACUACAAGCAGCAUGAGCCUACCGACGGCCGACGAGAGCGCAUCCAGUGGGCCGACUACUACCGCAUGAACCAGAAGUUUGCCCACAAGAUUAUCGAGAUCUACAAGCCCGGCGACAUUGUCAUCGUCCACGACUACUUCCUCAUGCUGCUCCCUAGCAUGUUGCGACAGCGUGUUCCCAACAUGUACAUCUCUUUCUUCCUCCACUCGCCUUUCCCUAGUAGCGAGUUCCUCCGCUGCCUGCCUCGUCGCAAGGAGGUGCUGGAGGGUGUCUUGGGCUCCAACCUUAUUGGGUUCCAGUCUUACAGCUACUCUCGCCACUUCCUCAGCUGCUGCACCCGAAUUCUCGGCUUCCCGUCUGACACGCUGGGAAUCGAUGCUUAUGGAACUCGCGUCCAGGUCGGCGUCUUCCCCAUUGGCAUUGAUGCUGCCAAGGUCGAGAGCUUUGCCUGGACCGCAGCUGUCAAGGAAAAGUAUGACGCCCUCCGCAAGCUCUACCACGGCAAGAAGAUCAUUGUCGGACGAGACCGCCUCGACAGUGUUAGAGGCGUUGCCCAGAAGCUGCAGGCGUUUGAGCGCUUCCUCGAGAUGUACCCCGAGUGGCGCGAAAAGGUUGUGCUCAUCCAGGUCACCUCGCCCACCAGCGUUGAGGCUGAGAAGGAGGAGUUCGAGGAAGACGGCAAGGUCGCCUCUCGCGUCAACGAGCUCGUUAUGCGCAUCAAUGGCAUGUACGGCAGUCUUGGAUUCUCGCCGGUCCAGCACUACCCCCAGUACCUCAACCAGGAUGAGUACUUUGCUCUGCUGCGGGCGGGCGACAUUGGCCUCAUCACUUCUGUCCGUGACGGCAUGAACACAACUAGUCUGGAGUACAUUGUGUGUCAGAAGGAGAACCAUGCCCCUCUUAUUCUCUCCGAGUUCAGUGGCACAGCCGGCAGUCUCCGUGACGCCAUCCACAUCAACCCCUGGGACCUCAGCGGCGUGGCAGAGAAGAUUAAUGCCGCCCUGACAAUGUCGGAUGAGAAGCGUCAGGCUAUGCAGUCCAGCCUGUACCGCCACGUCACCGAGCACAACGUCCAGUCGUGGAUCACCAAGUUUAUCCGCAAGGUGUACAACGUCUUGGGCGACACGGGCUCGGCCAACGCCACCCCCCUGCUUGACCGUGCUCUCCUCCUCUCCCAGUACCGGACAGCUAACAAGCGUCUCUUCAUGUUUGACUAUGACGGCACCCUGACGCCUAUUGUGCGCGAGCCCAGUGCUGCCGUGCCCUCUGAGCGCCUCAUCCACACACUGCAGCUGUUGGCGGCUGACCCCCAGAACGCCGUUUGGAUCAUCUCGGGACGAGACCAGGUGUUCCUGAAGCAGCACCUUGGUCACAUUGCUGAGUUGGGCUUCUCGGCCGAGCACGGCAGUUUCAUGAAGCACCCCGGUGCAGAUGAAUGGGAGAAUUUGGCUGAGAAGUUUGACAUGGGGUGGCAGAGUGAGGUGAUGGAGGUGUUCCAGAAGUACACAGACAAGGUUCAAGGAUCCUUCAUCGAACGGAAGCGAUGCGCCCUCACUUGGCACUACCGUCUCGCCGACCCUGAGCAGGGCGUGCACAUGUCGCGAGAAUGCCACAAGGAGCUUGAGGCCACCGUCGCGACCAAGUGGGACGUCGAGGUCAUGCCUGGCAAGGCCAACAUCGAGGUGCGCCCUACGUUUAUCAACAAGGGCGAGAUUGCCAAGCGUCUCAUCACCAUGUACCACAACCCUGGUGCCGAUGAGAUCCCCAACACCCCCAAGCCUGGACACCUCGAGUUUGCGCUCUGCAUGGGUGACGACUUUACCGACGAGGACAUGUUCCGCAGCCUGAACGCUGCUUCAGGCACCGUCCUCGACGCCAACCACGUCUUCACAGUGACUGUUGGUGCGAGCACAAAGGUGACACUGGCCAAGUCGCAUCUUCUGGAGCCAGAGGAUGUGAUUGAGUGCGUCGCCCUCCUGGCGGGUGUCCAGGAUGCCGGUGAGAGGCUCGGCGAGGUGAACCUCGGCGCGCUGAGCACAGUCGAGGGACGUAUCCCCGCCGAGAAGCUGUGA
Molecule: messenger RNA, 2673 nt
Organism: Fusarium keratoplasticum
Lineage: Eukaryota; Fungi; Ascomycota; Sordariomycetes; Hypocreales; Nectriaceae
Exons: 3
Coding region: 1-2673 (890 amino acids)
Biological process (GO): cellular response to heat; fungal-type cell wall organization; trehalose biosynthetic process
Cellular component (GO): alpha,alpha-trehalose-phosphate synthase complex (UDP-forming); cytosol
Molecular function (GO): catalytic activity
Source: RefSeq, a predicted model, not a curated record